AUGGCCGGCACUGGCUUUGAGACGAGGCUUUUUAUCAAUGGAGAGUAUGUAGACGCAAAAACUCAGAGUCGGCUGACAUGCUACAACCCGAUUGACAACUCGGUCGUCACCUCUGAUGUCCACGUAGCCCUGAAAGAUGAUGUCAACGAUGCGGUGGUGGCAGCUCGACGAGCGUUUCCGGGCUGGGCGGCGGCUUCAGCAGUCACAAAGAGCAAGGCAAUGUUGCGAGUGGCUGACCUGAUUGAGGAGCACGCUGAGGCCUUUGCUCGGCUCGAGUCAAUCUGCAGUGGGAAACCAUUCGUGUCAACGACUGGUUAUGAGGCUGCCAUGGCGGCUAAUACCUUCAGAUAUUAUGCCGGUUUCACUGACAAGCUCGAAGGAGAGUCGUUCCCCCCGGACAACGGUUUCAUGCGGGUGGUUCAGAGGGAGCCGAUCGGUGUCUGCGCUGCGAUCAACGCAUUCAAUGGGCCUUUGAUUAUGCUAGCCAACAAAAGCGCCCCUUGCCUUGCAGCAGGAAACACGAUCAUUAUCAAAGCGAGCGAAAAGACGCCGCUCAGCACCUUGUUCUUCGGAAAGCUGGCGAACGAAGCUGGGUUUCCCGCGGGCACGGUCAAUCUGAUCUGUGGCGGAGCAGAGACCGGAGCCCUUCUGGCCUCCCACAUGGACAUCGACAAAAUCUCAUUUACCGGCAGCGGUACGACAGGGAAAAAAAUUGCCCAAGCGGCUGCGGCCAGUAAUUUGAAGAGAGUCACCUUGGAACUGGGGGGCAAGAGUCCAAGUAUCAUUUUUCCUGACGCUCAUAUGGACGUGGCCGUGAACUGGUGUGUCCAGGGGAUUACUGCUAACACAGGCCAGGCCUGUAUCGCUAGCUCAAGGGUAUAUGUACAUCGCGACAUCAAACAACAAUUUAUAGAUCGUAUCAGGACCGUAUUUGAAGGUCUGCACAUGGCGAUGGGCAAAGACGUAUUUGACCAGGGCACUCAGAUCGGCCCCCUGGUCGACAAAGCGCAUUUCGAUCGGGUUUCAAGCUUUGUCGCGCAUGGAAAGCAAGAAGCAACAUUGGUGACAGGGGGACAAGCACUCUAUGACCAGGGUUGCUGGUUUACUCCCACUCUUUUCAUCGAUCCGUAUCCGGACGCAAAAAUCUACAAAGAGGAGAUCUUUGGCCCAGUGGUGGUAGUGAGCGAGUUCGAAGAUGAAAGAGAUGUCAUACAAAGAGCCAACAACACCACAUUUGGCCUGUCAGGUGCCGUCUUCUCGCAAGAUAUCAACCGAGCUCUGAGGGUCGCCAGUCAGAUUCGCAGCGGUACUGUUUGUGUGAAUUGUUGCACAAUGAUCGAUUACACGGUUCCCUUUGGUGGAAUGAAGCAGAGUGGUUGGGGAAGGGAACUCGGCAAGGACGGUAUCUUGGCCUAUACCGAGCCCAAGACCAUGUUUAUCAAGUAA
This is a messenger RNA of Rhinocladiella mackenziei CBS 650.93, 1446 nucleotides long. RefSeq lists its product as uncharacterized. The coding region runs from base 1 to 1446 and encodes 481 amino acids. Lineage: Eukaryota; Fungi; Ascomycota; Eurotiomycetes; Chaetothyriales; Herpotrichiellaceae. The record is from RefSeq and is a predicted model, not a curated record. The transcript has 5 exons. Gene Ontology annotation, molecular function: aldehyde dehydrogenase (NAD+) activity.